Micropterus dolomieu (smallmouth bass) is the source of this 3283-nucleotide messenger RNA. RefSeq names its product usherin. The coding region runs from base 1910 to 2407 and encodes 165 amino acids. Lineage: Eukaryota; Metazoa; Chordata; Actinopteri; Centrarchiformes; Centrarchidae. The record is from RefSeq and is a predicted model, not a curated record. The transcript has 12 exons.
CAUUUUUUAAAUUUGUGUCAGGGAGAAUGUAAACAGCAGUAAGGUCAUAAUGGUAAUAUUGUUUUCUCCAACAGGAUCUCAACCUUUUUUUUACUCGCAAAAAGUUUUUGAUCAUCCAGUACUUGAUGUCACUGAUACAGUUGUCGAGGUCAUUAAAACGGCUGAGGAUAUCAUGGGAAAAUGAGCAACUGAGCCUUGUGGGACCUCAAAGAAAAUGUCAUAAUUGCCAGUUUAAAAGUUGUCAAGAGACACAGAGAAUGUCCUGCCAGUUAGAUAGGAAGAGAGCCCCUUUAAGACAUGGCCACAUUGCCCAAAUGAAUUUUCUAGUUUACUGAUUAAAAUGCUGUGGUUGACAGUAUCUAAGGCUGCAGUCCGUUCUAGAAAUACUAGGAUAGAAGGUUUGUUUGCAGCAUUGUUGAUCUUUCGAUCACUGACUGCUUCAAAGCUGUUUCAGUGCUGCGGUUGGUUCUGAAGCCAGAUUGAUCCACAUUAUAUAGAUUGUGGAGGGGCAGGUAAUUAUGCAGUUGUUUGUAGACAUCCUUUUCAAAUAUUUUACUAGGAAAAGGGAUAUUGUAGAUUGGUCUGUAGUUGCUUAUCACAGAUGGGUCUAAGGGGUUCUUUGGAAAAAAAUUGUGGAGGUGCAGGUGGAGGAGUUUAGCUGCUUUAUCACCUCCUUGGGAUCAUAGAGGUAGUAGGUGAAAAAUUAUGCAUUGUGCCCACAGUAGUGUGAUGGUGUAGGGGCAUUAGAUAAACGAAAGAUGACUAGGGUUGGAGAUCUGAAGGCAUCUGAAGGAAGUCUGUGAAUAAUGUCAGACGAGAUGACCUGGGCAGUGGCGGAUGGGGGACGCAUGGCUGGCUGUCCAGCAGAAGGCAAACGUGAGGCAGAGGAGCAGGCGGUGAUCUUGAGGUACAAGAAACAAAAGAUCUGUCCUCUCAAGUGUACCUGAGCGCUGAGUUUCCCCCGAGCUUCAAAGACAUUUCAGACUGUAAAGAGUGCUGCUGAAGGAAUUUCAUCAUGCCCAUAAUCACCUGACUUGCAAAAACAGUUCUGAUAUUGGAUCAAACAGAGUAUUGAGUGGCACUACAGCUAUCCAAGGUUUUUGCUGAGUUCAUCGCUUUACAAAUGUUGAACCGAUGCAACCAACUCUACUGCGAGCUUAAGAGAUACACACCACAACUGACUGCUCUGUACAGGCAGAAGGCCAAGAGAGUAGAGGCCCUGUAGAGAUCCUCAGGAUUUAUGACCUUCAGGUUCAGCGACCUGUUAGCCCGGGCAGAGGAGUAUGAGGAUUCCCAGAUCAAGCCUCCCAAGUCCCACCGUAAGGCUUCGGCCUCCUCGCCUUGCUCCUGGAAAGGAGCGGCUCCGCCCACCAACAACGAGGAGGAGAGCACCUCCAGCAGUGCCUCGGUACAUAACCUCACCUCCACCUGCUCCUCUGUGUGAGGACAACCUGAAUCUGUGUCUUGUUCUUUAAUGUGACCCAAAUAUGGUUUCCAGUGGAUGUUCAGUCUGUGUUCAGGACAGAGCUGAACACCUCUUUUCUCUCAGCUGGACAGGAAACAUUAGCCUCGGGGCAGGGAACAAGACAUGGGGGAUCUAACCUUCUUUCUUAAGCGUCUGCUCAUUUGUGUGCUGUUGAAGAGGGCAAAUCGGCAAGUAAAAGCCUCUGAUGUAAAAUAUUGAUGGGGCGACAGGUGUGAUCCUAAACGCCCGGCAGGUCUUUGCCCAUCUGAUCGAUGUAUCACACAGCGAGGGGCUGCCAGCACCCCCACCACAGGCCGAACCACGGACCUCAGCACUGAUCCACCGAGCUUCACUCCUCCUGGAGGAGGAGAGGGGGGCGGUGAGCGGGCAGAAGGAGGUCAGGGAGGCCAGCCAGUCGUCCGGGAACUGUGGUUCAUUGUAGUGAUGGCAGGCAUCGCCCUGCUGCUGCUGGCCGUCGUGUUAGGUGUCAUGCUUCAUAAGGUCCUGAACAAACCGCCCUUAACCCGAGAGAGACCCCCGCUGGUGGCACUGACCAUGCAGAAGAGGAGCCCCAUGGCUGUUUAUCCACAUAGCAACUCUGUUUUGUUUGACACUGUACCUGACACAACAGGAUUCUCCAACAGUGUGACACUCAAGGCCUUCACCAUGAAGAUAGAGGAGGUGCUGGAUGCUAAAUGUGAGCCCGUCGAUGAGGUCCCACCGCAGGGUGAGCUGGGGAUCCUCAGCGUGAACUCCCUGAGGCGCAGCGUCAGCCAGGUGAUGGACGGGAAGUCCCUCACAGGAGACGACGAAGCGUGGGACCCAGACAUCUCAGGCCAUGACAGUGGGAUGUUUAUGGACGAUGAGGAAUUUGUUGACACCGUCAAAGGUUUCAGCACUGUGAGGAAGGAGCACACGAUGUUCACUGACACCAACGUGUGACCUGUGGAUGACCUUAUUAAAAAAAACAAUCUGGCAGGACCACUGGCCCUGGAUGUUUAACAUUUUUGAAAAGCAACGCCACUCAUUCACAUCAAAAAGUCCCGACCAGGUAACACUGUAGCUGGUCAGGAGAUGUGAAGAGGUCAGAGGAGCCAAACAUGACUCAUUACAGGAUCGGUGGAAUAACUGUGGCAACGUGGAGAAGAGGUGUAGCAGGAAUGUCACAGUCCUGACAGUUAAACGCAACUGGACAAGAUAAAUUUUGAGUGGGAAGGAUGAAGUGUGAAAGGAUAUGCUUAACAUUGAAAUUCCUCAUCAGUGAAUACAGACUCAACCCACAUGUUGAGAAAAAGACAAAACAAAGAUGUAGUUAUCCAUUUCUAUCUAUAUUCUGUCUAAAGAGAGGACUUUAAUUUGGUAAUUUUGUAAGAUGCAUCCUUGUAACGUUUAUUUUCAAUCUGCUGUCUGUGACUGGAAACAUCUGUAGUCUUCACGUCUUUGGAGGCUUUUUGGUUAAUGGAAGAGCAAAACCUGUUGUGAACUUGCAUUCUGGUGAAUCCAAGGAAACACUAAUUGAACUGGUGGAUGCAGCUUGCAAGUGCCAUUAAGUCAGUCAGCAGAGGACCAUGCACAAAAAGAUUUCCCUUCCCUUCUGUGUUUAUCUUUUUCCCCCUCAGUACUCGAUGUAUUUUGGGCCAUUUUGCCAGAAGCUGAGUGAUGAGGUUAACAAAUUACAGUGAGCAGAUCUGGUCUGGUCAGACUUGGUAAGAUGGGAAAUAUUUGGUUAGCAAGGAUUUCAACAAAAACUUGAUGGAUUGAAAAUGGGGAGUGGAAAUGGUUGGUUGCUACUUUAUUAAAAAGAGUAAAUGAUUCACA